Molecule: messenger RNA, 3242 nt
Organism: Xiphophorus hellerii (green swordtail)
Lineage: Eukaryota; Metazoa; Chordata; Actinopteri; Cyprinodontiformes; Poeciliidae
Product: long-chain-fatty-acid--CoA ligase ACSBG2-like
Exons: 14
Coding region: 436-2535 (699 amino acids)
Cellular component (GO): membrane; endoplasmic reticulum
Molecular function (GO): long-chain fatty acid-CoA ligase activity
Source: RefSeq, a predicted model, not a curated record
UGUUUGUCCCUGCCGAGCAAAGCCAGCAGUUCUCAGCCUCUGUAAUUAUUGCAAACACAACAGGUUUCUGUAGCUGCAGGCUGCUGCGUGUUGCAGGUAUUAGGUUGUCUUCACCUUGUCAAGACCACAACCUUUGAUCCGCUUUUGUCCGUGGAUCUUUAACUGAUCAUUCUGGCCUUGGCGAGCAGUUUCUAGUUGGAUUAUGCGAGUUUCUUCAGCUCUUAGAUGAGGCAGGAGUAUCUACCUUGAUCGCCUUGUUGAAGUUGCCCAAACUGUGCUUUCUUGCCCAGCGAGGAACAGUAGACUACCUGUGUAGGGCAAAGGUUGAUGUAGGUCAGUCCUACACUUGAGUGCCUCCAAGAGAUUGAUGCCACUCAGCUGUGAGAGCAUUGAAGCUACUAGAAGAGUGUCGAGGAGAGUCUUGCAGUAGCUGUCAUGCUAGAGGGAAAAACUGAUGUUCCACCUGCAGCAUUAAAGACGAGCACCGUUCCUCCUGCCAAACCUCCAAGAACCUUCGAUCAGGACGACAAUCCAAAAACGUCUCCUAAAGAGCGGAAAAAGUCGGUUACCUUGAUGUCAGCGGAAUUGGUGACCAUGUUGGCCCCCACUGAGAUGCUGUUUACCUCAGAGAGAAACCAGCCGGUCAGGCUGAGGAUGGAGGGCUCGGGUCCAGGCUCGGAGAUUCCCAUCACCAUUCACCAGUUGUUCCUGGAGGCGGUGGAGAGCUACGGGGAUCAUCCGGCUUUGGUUUUCAAGAAAGAUGGCCAGACGAUGACUCUGACCUGGAGGCAGUACUACGAACAAUGUCGUACAGCGGCCAAGAGCUUCCUCAAGCUCGGGUUGGAGCGUUUCCAUGGAGUCGGCAUUCUGGGAUUCAACUCUCCUGAGUGGUUCAUCUCGGACAUCGGCUGCAUCUUAGCAGGGGGUCUGGCUGCCGGUAUUUACACGACCAACUCUGCGGAAGCCUGUCACUACGUAGCCUCUAACUGCGAGGCAAACGUCCUGGUAGUGGAGAACCAGUACCAGCUCGAAAAGAUCCUGAAGGUCAAAAGUCAGUUACCUCAUCUGAAAGCUAUUGUCCAGUAUGAAGGUGAACUGGAGCAGAAAGCAGAGUUCCUCUACACAUGGGACCAGUUUAUGAAGCUUGGAGAGAACAUUCCCAACAAGAAGCUGAAUGCUGUGAUCGAGAGUCUGCGGCCCAAUGAGUGCUGCACCCUCAUCUACACCUCCGGCACCACCGGAAACCCCAAAGGCGUCAUGCUGAGCCACGACAAUAUCACGUGGACGGCCCGCACCGUGUCCAAGAUGAUAAACCCACACUGCUGCGAGGAAGUACUGGUCAGUUACCUGCCGCUCAGCCACAUCGCAGCGCAGAUGAUGGACAUUUGGUGCUCCAUGAGUCUCGUAGCCACCGCCCAUUUUGCAGAGCCGGACGCCCUGAAGGGAUCUUUGGUGAACACGCUGAAAGAGGCGCGUCCGACCGGCUUCCUGGGCGUUCCUCGGGUUUGGGAGAAGAUCCAGGAGAGCAUGAAAGCUGUUGGCGCCAAGGGCUCCGCGCUGAGGAAGAGGGUGGCGGACUGGGCCAAGGCCAUCGGCCUGCAGUACAGCUACAGCGCCAUGAACGGGGAGAACGCGGUGCCGUGGGGCUUCAUGCUGGCCAACAAUCUGGUGUUUAAGAAGGUUCGUAGCGAGCUGGGUUUGGACCGCUGCAAGCUGACCUGCACUGGAGCCGCUCCCAUCACCAAAGAUACUCUGGACUACUUCAUGAGCCUCAGCAUCCCGGUGAAGGAGCUGUACGGCAUGAGCGAGAGCUCCGGCCCGCACACCGUCUCCAUCCACGAGUAUCGCAUUGGAAGCGUUGGGAAGGUGAUGCCGGGCUGCAAAACGAAGCUGGAGAAGCCGGACGCGGACGGGAACGGAGAGGUCUGUUUCUGGGGCCGGCACGUCUUCAUGGGCUACCUGAACAUGCCCGAUAAAACGACCGAGGCGCUGGAUGAGCAAGGCUGGCUGCACUCUGGAGACGUGGGCAAACACGACGAGGACAACUUCCUCUACAUCACAGGCAGAAUAAAAGAGAUCAUCAUCACCGCCGGCGGCGAGAACAUCCCCCCCGUCCCCAUCGAGGACGCCGUGAAGCUCGAGCUUCCCAUCAUCAGCAACGCCAUGCUGAUCGGAGACAAGCAGAAGUUCCUCUCCAUGCUGCUCACGCUCAAAUGCGUAGUGGACGACCAGGGCAACCCCACAGACACCCUGAGCCCCGAGGUGCUGGACUUCUGUCAGAAGCUCAACGUCAGGACCACCAAGGUGUCAGAGGUCAUAGCCAAUAAGGAGCCGGCGCUCUACAAAGUCAUUCAGGAAGGCAUCAACCAAUUCAACAAAAGAUCCACGUCCAACGCUCAGAAGAUCCAGAAGUGGAUCCUACUGGAGAAAGAUUUCUCUGUCAACGGAGGAGAACUGGGACCCACCCUGAAACUGAGGCGGCCCAUUGUGGCGAAAAUGUACCAAGACAAAAUUAACAAAUUGUACUCGCGCUGAAGUGUCCAGCCGUGGUUCCUGGAGAAGUAAAAGACUCAGAGCAGACCUCUGUUGCCUACGCCUCUGUAAAUCUCUGUCUGUUGUAUCAUAUUUAUGCUGUUCGACGUUAGCUGCCUCAAAGCGGAGCCGGGCCUCGCCGCACCUUAAUACAUGCAACUGAGGCUGCCGUCACCUAGCUUCUAGGAAUGUAAGCUUUUUACAUUUUUAUUGUGUUUAAUGAAUGUUUUCUAAGCACUGAUCCACUUUGACUUUUAAAGGUUUUUAUUCUCGUCUUACAGCAGCUGUUUAAAAUCUGACCUCCUGUUUCAGCAUCGUGUAAAAUUCUCCAUGUGGGCAAACAGAAGGUCAACAUGUUUUAUAAUGUGAAUAUAUUGUUUAAAAAAUGAACUUAACGGUCUGUAUUCAUCCAAUCACCCCAUCUGCAAAUUGUAAAUCGAGCAUGAGUGUGUACAGUUUCACUCCUACUGAAAAUAUAUAUUUAUUCUGUGAUAUAUUUUCUGUAAAUUGUCAAUAAAAGAGAGUGAUUUGGAGCAAAUCAAACAGACCUAGCAACAACAAAAAUUUUUUGUUAUAUAUUUUGUUUCAGUCUGCAACUUGGUGCAAGAAUAUGAAGAGCCAAACAAAUCACAAUGUAAUAUUGCAUUUAAAUAGAUAAAUUGAAAUUAAUUAUUUAAAAUUGACAUUUAUUAAAACCAUGUAUAAUUUCA